UUAAAGGAUAUAAAAAGAAUUUUAUAAAGAUAAAACCACUGUUUAAGAGACUUCUUCUGAUAUAACUAGAAAAAAAAGAGAAAUCAUCAUAUCGCUUAAAUAAAUUUUUAUUAGAAAAAAAGAAUAUUAAAAAAAAUUAGGCGAAACGAAAUUUUUGGCAUAGCGAAAUAAUUCCAAAGAAAAGAAGCGUAAGAUUGCUAAAACUACAUUGUACCUUGGACAGGACAAUCAAGUAGCACAAAAUCUUCUUGUUACCAAUUUGAACAAAAGCAAGAGGAUAAAAUCCAACCCAAAGGCGAAAAUCUAGAAGCAAGACGCGCUUUUUCUAUUAAAAAAAAAACAAUUCUACAAGAAGAAAGUUUUAAGGAGGUCAACAGCGCCCUCUAACCCAGUAGAUUACUUUGUGUGAAGAAUCCAUCCAAAAACAAGCAAGACAAUGAUUGCAAACGGUCUGGACACAGCCCAGCAAAAUGGACGCUCUGGCUCCAUCGGGAGCGGGCAGGAUGACGCCAAGACAAAUCUCAUCGUCAAUUAUUUGCCGCAAACGAUGACCCAGGAGGAGGUCAAGUCACUCUUCUCCAGCAUCGGCGAUGUAGAGAGUUGCAAGUUGAUCCGGGACAAGGUCACUGGUCAAAGCCUAGGAUAUGGCUUCGUGAACUACCAUCGACCAGAAGAUGCUGAGAAAGCUGUCAACACUUUCAAUGGGCUUCGACUCCAAAAUAAGACAAUAAAGGUGUCGUUUGCACGUCCCAGUUCUGAUGCAAUAAAAGGCGCUAAUUUGUACGUGUCUGGCCUGUCGAAGAGCAUGACACAGCAAGACUUGGAGAAUCUCUUCAGUCCCUAUGGCCAGAUCAUUACGUCUCGUAUCCUGUGUGACAAUAUCACUGGAUUGUCUAAAGGGGUCGGCUUCAUCCGGUUCGAUCAGCGAUCCGAGGCUGAGCGUGCCAUCCAAUCACUCAAUGGAACAACACCCAAAGGCGCCACUGAACCCAUCACCGUCAAAUUCGCCAACAAUCCCAGCAGUAACAUCAACAAGGCUCUCCCACCGCUGGCCGCCUACUUGACACCUCAGUCCAAUCGUCGCUUUCCCGGACCCAUCCAUCAUCCAACUGGGCGUUUCAGUCCCGUGCUUCCCACCUGCAGAUUCUCUCCACUAACUGGUGAUCUCUUGGGCAACACCAUUCUCCCCACCAAUGCCAUCAAUGGUUCCGGAUGGUGCAUCUUUGUGUACAAUCUGGCACCGGAAACGGAGGAGAAUGUCCUGUGGCAGCUGUUUGGCCCCUUCGGUGCCGUCCAGAGUGUUAAGGUGAUUAAGGAUCUGCAGACAAACAAGUGCAAGGGCUUCGGAUUUGUCACCAUGACCAACUACGAUGAGGCUGUUGUAGCCAUUCAAUCCCUCAAUGGCUACACCCUCGGUAAUCGCGUCCUCCAGGUCAGCUUCAAGACCAACAACACCAAAAGUAAAACCAACUAGAUAUCUCCUGCCACGGCUAUUAAUUCGCACACAUCCAUCUCGGCGCUCGAUAUCAUCGCUCCAGGUAUGAAUCAAUCUUCCCUCCUGGGCGAAAAACCUCCCGGAUUGGGACUUUUGCCCAGUACCGAUCUUCAGCCGAGUCUCCUCAAUUACUAUCUCGCAUCGCGACCUUCAAUCCUCUUUCCGUCCUUCUAAAAACGAAAAAAAACUGAAUAAAACGCCCUCUCUCGGGAUUUUCUUGAUUGACUUGCAAGGAAUUUUCUUUUUUCAGAAAAUAUUUCCCCCUUGAUUCAGCACGAAGCACCCCACCCAAAAAAAACUCUUUUAUCUCUCGAAAAAAAGGAUUCCUUUGAAAUUCAAGUCCUUUUGCUUGCGCAUUCUCUCAAUUUCCUUGCAUUUCAAACAAGAAAUUCUCACAGAAGAACAAUUUCGCUCCUGAAAAUGUUAAUUGGAGUGGAAAAUCCAUCCAACUCUUCUUAUCCACCAAAUAUGUGCUCCAAACCCGAAACAACAUUCACGAUCGAUGCUCCCCAUUAAAUUCAAUGAAUAAAUUAAUUUGAUAGGGAUUUGGGAAAAGGGAUUUAUCCAGCCGCAGAGAGCAAAGUGAUUGUUAGCUGAAGGACCAUUCAAAAGUCUCUCGGUUGAUUUUCAAAAUCAAUUUGGAUUGUGGAGUGUCGAAGAAAAUCAAUGUUUGUCCUCUGCAAGAAGCUAUCUCUGAGGCUUAAGGCACUCUAAAGAGCAAUUUAACCCGUUAAAGCAAAACCUGAGAUUCGGAAAAUACUUCAUGAAUUACCAACAUCUGUGAAAUGAAUUUUGAAAAUCAAUUUGGGAAUUUUUAAACUCCGGAUGAAUUCCGAAAUAUUUCCGGAAUAAUUAUGACAUGUAAAUGAGCUUCCGCUUCCGGAAAUAUUUAUCUCCGGAAAAACUGUAAAGUGAAAGAUUAAAAAAAGAAUACAUUAAAAUUUCCGGAUUUUUUCUGAAAUUUUGCGUCAGAACGUCUUGUUCUACAUUACUUUUUCCAUUAUUAAAAAGCAAUGGAGAAUAGACAAAAAGAAUGAAAUUGGUUCUGAAGACUCUGAAUAGAGAAAAAAUCCUUUCCGGAAGUAGUUCAGAAAAAUUUCGGAAUAUUUUUUUUACAGAAUUCAUGGAUCUUUAAAAUCUUUAUGAAAAUGAUUAAAAUUCAUUCCGGAAAAAGACUCCGGAGUGACGAAACGCAAGAAAAGACUGUAUUUACCAUUUUCAGAAUAAACAAAAGCAAAGAGUUUAACGUGAUUAAACAGUAACAUCCCAAUGAAUAAAAUAUCUUCCGGAAUAUUUCCGAAAAUCUAACAUAUUGAAUUUUUCAGAACUCUUGCUGCAUUCGUGCUGUAGGAAAUUGGUUCUAGAAAACUUAGAUUUUCGGAAAAAGAAGAUUGCUUUUGAAAACACGAUUGGAAAUAAACUUUGUGAUUAGAGACUUUUCCGGAAAACUUUAAAUAAUUUUCGGAAACAAACAAAUCCUAAUAAGUCUCCAAUGAGAUGGUUUUUAUCUCUCUGACUGUGCAACACCGGAAAACUUUAUAAAAAGUUAUUCUUCUGAAUAGCAUUUUUUUCGGAAAUACAUUAAGAGAUUCAGAAAACUGUGCAGUGUUUCCGUAAACAAAUAAAAGCUUCUCAGAUCUCUAGUGAAAUUCUUUUCUGAUUACGCUUGAGAUAUGAAGCUAUAAAGAAAAUUAUACAGAAAAGCAUAAUCAGAAAAAACUUUCGGAAUAGAAGUUUUUUCGGAAAAUUGUGCAAGUUUUCCGGAAACAAAUGAAAACUAUUCAGUCUCUAUUUAUGUAUGUAUCUCUCUUAUGCUGGAAAUUUAAAACUGAAGAAAAUUAUAUCAAAAAGGUAUAAUCAGAAAAAAAUUAAAUGGACACUUUUCCAGAAAACAUUGUGAAAUUUUCGGAAAAGAAACAAGAACACUUAAGUCGUAAUUGAGAAGACAUUUAUCACAGUGAUUGUGUUUGAAAUGCAGAAUUUAAGAAAACCACAUUGAUAAUCAUGUUCAGAAAUUGACUUUCUGAUUAGAGAUUUUUUCGGAAAACAUAGCAAGACUUUCAGAAACAAAGAAAAGCACUCGAGUCUCUAAUUAAAUGCGAUUUAUCACUGUGAUUGUGCUUGAAAUAUAUAUUUCAACAAGAUCAUAUUACUAAUCAUGGUCAGAAGUUCACUUUCUGAAUAGAGAUUUUUUUCGGAAAACAUUGCAAGACUUUCGGAAACAAACAAAAGCACUUAAGUCUCAAAUGAAGUACUACGAGUAUUAAUUUCUGUGAUUGUGCUUGAAAUGUAUAAUUUCAACAUGAUCCCCUUGAUAACAGUAGUCAGAGGUUCAUUUUCUGAAUAGAAAUUUUUCCGGAAAACUUUGCAAGGCUUUCCGAAACCAAGAAAAGCACUAAAGUAUCUAAUGAGAUACUAUUUAUCUUUGUGAUUGUGCUUGAAAUGCAUAAUUCAACAAGAUCACAUUGAUAAUAGUAAUCAGAAGUUCAUUUUCUGAAUAGAGAUUUUUUCGGAAAGCUUUGCAAGGCUUUCGGAAACAAAGAAAGGCACUCGAGUCUCUAAUUAAAUGCCAUUUAUCUCUGUAAGUGUGCUUGAAAUGCAUAAUUCAACAAGAUCACAUUGAUAUCCAUGAUCAGAAGUUCACUUUUUGAAUAGAGAUUUUUUCGGAAAGUAUUGCAAGACUUUCGAAAACAAAGAAAAGCACUUGAGUCUCUAAUUAAAUGCGAUUUAUCACUGUGAUUGUGCUUGAAAUGUAUAAGUUCAACAUGAUCCCCUUGAUAACAGUAAUCAGAAGUUCAUUUUCUGAAUAGAGAUUUUUCCGGAAAGCUUUGCAAGACUUUCGGAAACAAAGAAAGGCACUCGAGUCUCUAAUUAAAUGCCAUUUAUCACUGUGAUUGUGCUUGAAAUGCAUAAUUCAACAAGAUCACAUUGAUAACCGUGAUCAGAAGUUCACUUUCUGAAUAGAGAUUUUUCCGGAAAGCUUUGCAAGGCUUUCGGAAACAAGUAAAAGCAAUCAAAUUUCUAAUGAGAUGCCAUUUUUCACUGUGACUGUGUUUGAAAUGCAUGAUUCAACAAGAUCAGAUAAUCAUGUUCAGAAAUUGACUUUCUGAAUAGAGAUUUUUCCGGAAAACAUUGCAAGACUUUUUGAAACAAUCAAAAGCACUUGAGUAUAUAACUAAAUGCCAUUUGUUACUGUGAUCGUGCUUGGUAUUUAAAAUUGAUUAAGACCAACUUAAAAAGCAUGAUUAAGAGAUAAGUUUCAGAGUAGUGACAUUUCCGGAAAAUGCAAAAUUUUCGGAAUCAAAUAAAAUCACUUCAGUCUCUUCUUAGAUCUUUUUCUAAGAAGACUUUCAGUCCGAAAAAUUAAUUUUCCGGAACCUUUUUGCAAUGGGUUAAUAUUCAAUUUUCUUAUUCAAAUAAAGGGAUUUAAAUGAAAUAUUUAUGGAGAAUUCUCAAUUUUAUUUGGCAUUUGAAGCUUCAUUGGAAUUUGAUUUUCUAUUUUGAAGCUACAACUUGGUGCUUAGAAUGGGUGUUGGGAGGGGGUAAAGGAGAGAGAAUGGAGGACAUAGGAGGGGGAAGAAUAAGGAGAAAACUGUGUGGAUGAGAAGGGGGCGGAAGGAAGUAUUUAAAAGUCGAUCGAAGAGGAAGAAAAUAGCAUACUGAAGGAUGAUGAAUAAUUUACUUGCGCAAAGUAAAAUCAUUAUCCUUUUAUUGAGGAAUAGUUAAGGAGAAAAAAAGGAACAUGCGGCAACAAAUAACAUAAGAAAAUGCGUAGAAAAUGAGGGAAGAAGGAGCAAUAAUCUCGGUGGUUGGAAAAAUUACCACAAUUGCCGCAAUGUGUGUGAAUUUUUAGCUUUAAUAAAUUGGGAUUUUAACAAGAAAAUAGAAAGAAAAAAAUACACCGAUUGUGAGAGGAUUCGGGCUAAAAGUGAUACUUUUUACAUGAAUUAAAUCAACCAUGAUAAAUUUGUGGCGAGAGAAUUCCAAUCUUUUUUUUUCCAAAGACGAAAAAAAAACGGGGGAUAAAUAACACUAAAAAUAAGAGAUAAUAAAAAGACAAUUACUUUUAAAAGCAAAAGAAAAAUUAUAAGGAAAAAAAAUAACGAAUACAACGCGUCGUCAUUAAUUGUGAAUUAAUGAUUUUACAAUUUAUACUGAAGAGACAACCUUUUUAAAACUAAAAAAAUAAAUAAAUAAAUAAAUAAAAGAAACAAAAUCGGAAAAAGAGAUUUCUAGUCUUUGACUUAAUAUUAAACAAAAUAAUAAGAAAAAAAUAAAACACUGAAUGAGAUUGAAGAGAACACCGAUAGAGACAACAUUUUUAGAAAUAUUAGAAAGAAGAUAUUAAAAAAAAUGAUAAUAAAUUUUAGGACAAGAAAAAAAUGCUAUUGAAUUACUAUUUUCUAAAUUCUCAUCCUUGCUGUUUGUGUCAUUGUAAUUGUGUUUCUUCUCUAAAAAAAAACAAAGAAUAUUGAUAUAAUUAUUGUAAAAGAUAUCAGACGCUUAACCACUUUUUAAAGAAAAAUAGUCUUCAAAAAAAAAAGAAAAAAACAAAAAAUAAUAGUGGAUCUUCAGUUAUUAAUCUCAUAAAUUAAACUAACUUACGAUGAAUAUUGAAUAAUGAUAAUUUUUACUCACAUUCCUAAAUACUCACUUCAAAGUAAUAAUUAAAAAAAAAACAUUUUUCCAAACUAGGUACAGAGAGGAAAUAUCUCCUCUUUAAUUUAAAGAUGAAAAAAAGAACUCAAGCAUUUAAGUAGUUGAAAAAAACAAAAUAUAUUCUCUUGCAAAAUUAAUUGUAUUGUAUUUAUUGUAACACUUAAAUUUAAAUUAAUUCUAUGUAAUUUUUCUGAAAGUUGAAGAGUCCAAAAAGGCAUUCUUCAAGACACAACAUCAGCAGCAACAGUUCCAUUCAAAAUUUUUAAAAAAUUAAAAAAUAGGCAUUAGGAAAAAGAGUUUAAUGGAAUUUUCUUUAGUGAUAAAUUGUCUGUUUCGCGAGUGAGUGUUUUUUAUUUCGAUGGUAGAAAACUUAAAAAAAAACACAAAAAUAUCUCUUUGAUAAUUUCAUUUAAAUAAAUGUAGGCUCGUGCAAUCACGUAUUUAGAUAUAAUUUUUUUCGUAUCCACCUUUCACUUUGAUGGACAUUUUGGAUAAAACAUCCUUUCGUAAAUUUAAACAAAAAAAAAACAUUUUUGUCUUUCAAAAAAAACGUAGAUUUUUGGACAAUUUUGCGCUUAUGAUUGUGAAAAAAAAAGAAAUAAAAUUAGGUGCGAAUAAUUAGGUGAUAGUUGCAGUAAAUAGUAUCGUAAAAGUAUAUCUUUAUAAAACAAGUAGCAACACGAAGAGGAGUACUACAUAAAUCCUUUAGGCAGUUUUCUUUGGUUGUCGAGACGAGAACAAGUAUUAGGUGAUGCAUUCGGCAUUUUCGGAAAAUGAAAUGAAACUUUGAAGUUGAAUAUUUGAGGUUAAAUUGAGGUUUUUGGUUAGGUUCACCUUGUGGGAAUCUUAAAAUUCUUGCCUUAAAGAAUCUAGUGGGAAAACUCUACGAAAGAUUGAAGUCAAAUUUUAGGUUAUGUGACACCUAACCUCACAAAUUCAAGAUCCAUUUGGUUGGGAUCUAGAGUGUGUGUUGAAUUCUUCAAUAUAUCGAGAUCAAGGUAAAUAAAUUGCAUUUUAUUUACCUUGAUCUUGCAAUUUUUUCUCAUGAGAUGACCUUCGUUUUCGGGGUUACGUCAUACUUAACCUCAAAUUCUAGAACAAAUUCCCAGUCUUUAUUUGAUAAGAAAAUUGGACCUAACAUUUGCCUAACAAUUGCAAUAUUCACAAAAUGUACUUGAAUCAUAUUUUACAAAGACGUUGCUUCUCAACAAUUGAGGUUAUGUCCAAUUUAACCACUAUUGUGAACCAAUUAAAUGAAAGAACUAAUAUUACUUUCUUUGUUGAGAAGUAAAAGAAGGUUAUCAAUUUAAGAACAAAAUUAGAAAGAAGGAUUUAAUUCCAGGUAAGGAAUUCUGUAACAGUAUGACAAUGUCAUAUGACAAAUUUUUAAAAAAUGUAUGCGAUAAAUUAUAAAUUCAGGAGAACUAAUCCUAAAUUCGACUCAUUUCCUGUAAUCCUAAAUUCGACUAUCAUUUGCUGUUCACUGGGCUUUAAUGUUUUGUUAAUCUUUAAUCCAGAUUAUCCCGUCUAUCUGGGUGGCGUGAUCUUUCACCCCUCCGGACAACUCCAAAUCAGGAAAAAUCCAAAUAUUCAGUUGGCAUCAACUAAAUACUUUUCACGGCAUUUUUUCCACGGAUUUUUCCGGGCAGAACAUUUCAAUCUCUCUUGAUGACUUUUUUCUGUGCAAUUUAAUUUCUUUUCUCUCUUCAAAUUCAUUCCCAAGCAACAAUGUUUGUAUUUUGUACAUUAUUCAGGUGGAAAAAUUGAUAUGGUCUAAUGUUGUACUGCUCCGGAAUUGUAAUACGAAAAUUUGUCAUAUGACAUUGUCAUAGUGUUAUAGAAUUCCCCUUCAGGUCUCAUCUUUAUUAAUUGGCUGAUCUAAACACUUUUCCAUGCAGGGUUCCUUUUUCCACCCGGAAUGGUAAACACAGGGGAAUUUUGCAAUACAAAAAAUUCUCCCUGGUUUUAAGGUUAUGCUCAAUAUAACCUAAAAAGUACUUAUAUAACCUCUGCACUGAAGAAAAUAACAAUGGCAAGGGGGGAAUUAUUCAAAGAUUGAAUUGACAGGGAUCCCUUUCAGUCUUCCUUAUCCUGGGAUACGAGAAUCAUUUCUCAAGAUUAAAAAAUAAAAAUGUUUUGAGGUUAGAAAAUAAGGAAGAUUUAGGACUGUAAGUAUUAAAAUUGGAAUAAAAACCAUUUUCUGUUGAAAAUUGACGGGAAAACAUGAAAAUAUUCAAUUCUUUCAAAUUGAAUUGGAUGUUUUCGAGGUUAUUACUCCUAAUGAACGUUAUUUUCAACAUAACCUCGUUUUCUGAUUAGAACUACCUAGUUGAAUUGAAUACUUAUCCCCAAUGUUGAUUUAAUAAGAACCUGGGCUUCAAAAAUUAAAUUGAAUUGAAAAUAUGCAGAAAAAGCGUUCAGGCCAGGCCAGAAAUCUUCCAUGGUAAUACAUAACUUAUAUUUUUGUCCUUGCUGUUUAUUGAAGGUAGAAUAAAUCUCAAGGUACAGAAAAUGGACUAGGGGGCAAAUUUUGAAUAAAAGUGAGAAUUGUCACAGAACAAAUUUAGUGAGAAUAGUCAUGAGUUAAAAUAUAAGCAUUAUCAAGUUUUUAUGAUGAAAAAUGACUCGUUUUGAAAGCUCAAGACCUCAACUAAUGGCAGAUGGCGUAAUUAUGUCGUUUAACGAUAACUCUCGUCACUGCAAGUUCUUGUAUGACAAUUCUCGCUCCUUUACAGAAUCUCCUGAAAUAUCAGAAAAGCAAGGAUACGAAAAUUCCAUCAAUAGUGAAUUUAUUCAUAAAUAUCAAUAAGGGUCCGGACUAAAAAAGGGUUCAGGCUUGGCCAGAGAUGUUCCAUGAUAACACAUAACCUAUAAAUAACACAUAACCUAUAAAAAAAGAAAAUAUCCAGGAAAGGGUAUUUUUUUAAGGUAGAAUAAAUCACAAGGUACAGAAAAUGGACCAGGGAAAAAUUCUGAAUAAAAGUGAGAAUUGUCACAUGAACAAAUUUAGUGAGAAUAGUCAUGAGUUAAAAUAUAAACUUUACCAAGUUUAUUUUAUGAUGCAAAAUCAUUCUUUUGGGAAAGCACACGAACUUAACCGACGACAGAUGGCGUAAUUAUGUCGUUUAACGAAAGCUCUCGUUACUAUAUGUUUCAAUAAAGUCCCUUAUGACAAUUCUCGCAAGUUAGAGAAUCCCCCUUUGAGAUUUCAGAAGGCAAGGAUUCUAAGACUCCAUCAAUUGCGAAUUUAUCCAUAAAUCUCAAUUAUAAGCUCAAUUAUUGGACUUCAAAGUUUUCAAAGUUUCAUUUUGCGAGUUGUAGAGUGCAGAAACCUCUUAAGAACAUCAGCUAAUUUUAAAUUAAUAAGAAUCCCUUAUAGAAAUAUAUUUUAUCUCAGCAAUUUAGAGACAUUUCAUUGACGGUAUUAAAGAAAGAACAAAAAAAAAACGAAGUACCACCCCAGAAUCCGGAUGAGAUCGAGCUAAGAAAAUGGAAAGCACAUCUGCAAGAGAAGAAAAAAUCGCUUUACUGUUAUUAUAAAAUAAUAAGAACAGAGUUCAUUCGUGAAUGAAGAAAAAAAAUACAUAUUUACAUGAAAUGUAUUGUAACUAAAUUAACUGAUAAUAAUUUUACGCACAUUUUAUGUAAUUACUCUUAAAUAGGAUGAGACUGGAAAAGAUAGUUAAAAAAAAUAUUUAAAAAUGGCGGUGAUAACAUAAAAGUAAGAAAAAAAAAUUACAUAAAUAAACUAAAUGGGACACGGAAAAGGUGGAUGGAAUAGCAUUUGUAGGCAAAAAAAAGGAACUUUUUAGCAAAAAUUAAGAAAAAUUUAUAUUUUGUGGGAAAGUAUGUGAAAGCAGUGAGAAAUAUUUUUCCACUGUGCGCAAUCUUUUUUCUACACUGAUGGUGUGAAGACCAAGAAAAAAAAUGUUGGUGAAAGAGUUUGUAAUUGCAAAAAAUCAUGAGAAAAAGGACAUUGAAUUGGGAAAAAUAAGUGAAAAGCUGAUAAAAAGGAAAAAAAUGGGGAAAAAUUAUAUAUCAGUUAAAUUUAAAUUUACACUCUCUAGAUAAUUGAAAUUAAUAAAUGAAAAAGAAAAGAAAAAAAACAUUUGAGGGUUAAAUAAAGUAAUAAAUCGACACAAUUUUAAUACUAAAUGGUAAAGAAAAACUGAGUGGAAAAUGCGGUGGGAAAACAACAUAAACAAAAAAAACAACAAAACAUUAGAAAAUUGAGCAGUAUUGAAAGACAAAGUAACAACUUUUCAAUUUUACACGUCAUUAUAUUUAACAAAAAAUAUAUUUAAAAAAAGCAUCAACAAAUUAUACUAACUCGCUUCUCAUAAAAAAAAAUACAAGAAAAAAUCCCAAAAAUAUUUUUAGCUGUUUUCACUCAAAGAGAAAGUUGAACUUGAGAGAUUUUUAUUUUCUUUCUAUUUAACUCCAUUUUUGGAUAAAAAAAAUUUAACUAAAUAGAGAAAACAAUUCAACUAUAAAUGAUUUGAGCUUUUGUUUCUCAUUUAGAUGGGAGGUUAUGUUUAAAUGUGAGGUUAUGCUAGACUUAACCUCAAAACAGGAUUAAUGAAUGGUUUGAAAGGGGUAGGAUGCAAGGGAAUAUCGUGAAUGGAUACAAAAUAUGCAAUCUACCGUGUUCACUGGAGGUUUUUAUCAAAAAAAUUGACAAAAAAUGUCACAUUCUAACCUCAAAAACUUAACGGACUCGCUUAAUUCUCUAAAUAAAAAUCGUAGAAUAUUUAGAGGAUACAGAUUAUUGAGCAACAUAACGAGGCUAGAAACAGAGCAAUUCGAACUUUAUAUUGGUGAUUCUACAUAUUUGUGCAUCAAGGCACAUAAAAUUCUAACCUUAAAAAUAUGAAAAAUCAAAACAUAAUUCGUGGUUAGGUUUCAUUACAUCUUAAAUGCAUGAUAUUCUUUAAUACUUAGAUUGGAAAUUGUAACGAUAUUGACAAUUUCAGACAAGUUUUCUUCAAGUUGCUUCGAAUUCUAACCUCAAAAACUUGUUCUACUUUGAAUUUAGUCAAAAGGCUAAGUUUUUAAGGUUAGAUCUUAAUGCAUUCUAAAUUAGAAAGACAUUUUGAGCAAGUGGAAACUAUUUUAAAUAGUUUCCUUCAAGAAGUAUUAAUUUCUAACCUCAAAAACUUGGUUCUGCUUUGAAUUUAAUCAAAGGGAUCAGUUUUUAAGGUUACAUCUUAAUGCAUUUUGAAGCAGAAUAAUGCUUUUAGAAAGUGGAGGUGAAAUCGAACAACAUUACAAUACCUUUACAAAGUUUUCUUUAGAAAACUUUAACUUCUAACCUCAAAAACUUGUUCUACUUUGACUUUAGUCAAAAAACUAAGUUUUUAAGGUUAGAUCUCAAUGCAUUCUAAAUGAGAAAAAUGUUUUCGAAAAGGGGAAACUAUUUUAAGUAGUUUCCUUCAAGAAGUACUGAUUUCUAACCUCAAAACCUUGGUUCUACUUUGACUUUAGUCAAAAGACUAAGUUUUUAAGGUUACAUCUUGAUGAAUAUUAAAGCAAAAUAAUGCUUUUGGCAAUUGAAGGAGAAAUCGGACAACAUUAACGCUUUUACAUAGUUUCCUUCAGAAAGCUUUAACUUCUAACCUCAAAAACUUGUUUCUACUUUGAAUUUAGUCAAAAAACUAAGUUUUUAAGUUUAGAUCUUAAAGCAUUCUAAAUGAGAAAGAUCUUUUCGAAAAGUGGAAACUAUCUUAAAUAGUUUCCUUCAAGAAUUAAUAAUUUCUAACCUCAAAAACUUGGUUCUACUUUGAAUUUAAUCAAAAGGGCCAGUCUUCAAGAUUACAUUUUAAUGCAUUUUGAAGCAGAAAAAUGCUUUUGGCAAUUGAAGGAGAAGUAGGACAACAUUAACGCUUUUAAAUAGUUUCCUUCAAGAAGUAUUAAUUUCUAACCUCAAAACCUUGGUUCUAUUUUGAAUUUAAUCAAAAGGCUGAGUUUUGAGGUUAGAUUUUAUUGCAUUUUAAAUGAGAAAGGUGUUUUCGAAAAGUGGAAAAUAUUUUACAUAGUUUCCUUCAAGAAGUUUUUACGUCUAACCUCAAAAACUUGUCACUUGUGAUCUUCCAGUAAGAAAACUGUAAAAAAUGUCUUGAAGACAUAGGGAAAAAGGGUUAUUGAUCUGGAAGAUACAAGCAUUGUUAGUGUAAAGAAUAUGCUAUAAUUCUCCAAGAAAAAUGAAUUGGAAUAAAUUAGAUCAGGCGGAUAAUGGAAAAUGAGAGACAGAAUGGGCUCUUGUGAGCCUAGUUAUCCAAUGCUAGUCAGAAAACAUCAAAAGCGUUUUCAGUAUAUUUUUGCUGAGUCUAAAUGCUGAGCAAAAAUAUGCUAGCCGGUCAGCAAUUCUCGAACAAAAAGUGCUAACCAAAUAUAUGGAAAUGCACUGCUUCGGGAGUUUUGUUUUAAGGUUAGCGUAUCUUUUCAGCUGAAUUGAAACCGGUUAGCAUUUGGUGCUCGAUGGGAAUCUACAACCCCAAGAAUUUAAUUCUUCUCUGAUUUAAGUAAGAGGUUAAAUUUUUAAGGUUAAGUCGCAUUGUACAUUGCGUAAUACACGCAGAUCAAAAAAUCUGGAUAUUUUGACAUUUUAACAGAUCUUUAACACCAGUUACCGCAAAUUCUAACCUCAAAAACUUAAUUCUUUCCUUAGUUUAGCAAAAUGGUUAGUUUUUGAGGUUAGAUUUUAAGGCACUUUAAGUGAGAAAGAUUUCUUAAGACAUGAAGAAGAAAUUAUAGUGAUACCAAGCAUUUUAGGUAAUUUUCCUCAAGAAAGGUUGAAUUCUAACCUCGAAAAUUUACUUUUUCUCUAACCUAACCAAGAGAUUAAGUAUUAAUGGAAAUGUAAAUUGCAUUUUGAAUGUCAAACAUUCUUUAAUAAGUAUGUCGGAUCGGAAAUUCAAACGAUAAUGACAAUUUUAGAGAACUGUGUCCGAAAAAGCUUUAAUAUCUAACCUCAAACAAUUAAGUCUCUAAUUCAGCGAAGAGAUUAUUUUUUGAGGUUAGAUCUGAAUGGAUUUUGAAUAUAGAACAAUCUGGAUUCUGCAGUUCCUUCUACUCAAAACAUUUGUUGAUUGUUUUUAAGCUUUUGCCAAGCCUAACCUCAAAAUUCAACAUAACCUCUUACCGAAAUAAGAAACUAAGGCCAAAUGAUGAAAAAAAUGUGUUCAUGCGUGCAAUCUUAAAGGGAGGGAGAGAUAAUAAAAAAAAGAAAUAAAAUAAAAUAGAAUUCCUAGUGAGAAUGGCGAACGAAAAUCGAAAUCAAGAAUCACUAUCCAAAGCAAAAUUGUUAAUUUUAAAAGAAGAAAAAAGAUUGAGAAGAGUAUUGUUAGAAUGAAACCUAAGAUGAUACCUUAAAUGUAACAAAUUAAAACAAUGUGCAAUGAAACUAGCGAAAAUUUACAUGAAUUUAAAAAAUAAUAAUUUUUAAAUUUAACCAUUUUGCUUUGUUGAUUUUUCCACCAAAGACAACAAAAUAACCAAAAAAUAAUAAAAAUCCAACAAGAAAAACCGGAAACUUUCAAGUAGAAAAAAGACGUCUCUUAAAUUACAUGUUAGUUCCAUCGAAUUCCAUCAAAUAGAAUUAGUACAUCCAAGAUGUGGAACAGAAAUUUGGCGAUAAAAAUGUGCGUGAGAGAGAUCAACGAAAAAAAAUUUACACAUUAUUUAAAAUAAGAAGAGAGAGGUUAAAAUAGGGAUGAGGGAUAGCAUAAGAAAAACACGCACAUUUUUGGAAAAAAAAAACCAAGAAAAAGUAAAGAAACAGAAAAGGGAAUCUUCGCAAAUGAAUGACAAAACAUCCUAAAAAUGGUUUUGAAUUAAAAUAAAAAAUAAUCUCCCAUUAUUCUUAUAGGUCAUCAAUCUCUUUGAAAUAUAUUUAAAUAAAUUAAACUAAAAAAUCUAUUAAUAAAAAAAAAAAACACUAUUUAAAUUAUUACUAAUUAUAUUGAACAAUAUAUUUAUGUAGCACGUUUAAAUGGGACGUUGUGAACGGAUUAAAACUCGGUGUGUUCACUCCAAGAGAGCAGGAUUAAUUGAAAGUGGAGCAAAAUGUAUUAGAAAUCCUAUAUUUAGUAACUUUAUCGUUCAUUAAUCGUAUGGUAAUUUAAUUUAUUUAAUUUUUUCUUGUGGAAAUGUCCAAUGAGACUUUUCCCCAAUAGCAUAACCUUUAAUCACAAUUUAUAAAAUAAUCACUGAAUGUAAUAAUUUACUGGAAUAUUCAAUUUUAGGAUUUUAUUUUAUAAAAUUGAAUUUACGAUGCAAUGAGGAAAGUUAUGAAGAGAUAUACAGGAAAGUAACGUUGUGGCAUUUCAUAAAUUGAUAGGAGGUUAUGUUAGAAAAUCUCGUUUUGGUUGAAUAUAACCUCAAAUUCACAUAACCUUUAGAAUUGUCAGAAAUGUGAAGUUCUGCAUUCGCAAUCGAGGAUGCACAGACAAUUUGGUUAUGUUGCAAACAUAACCUCAAAUUCCAAACGCACUCCUUUUAGAGCGCUCCUUAUAGAGCGAAGAAGACCUCUUUUAAUAGAAAAAUUAUAACUCCUCCAUUCUUAAAACUAGAAGAAAAAUACUUCUGAGUUAUCUUGCUGAGAAAAAAAGGCAUUAAACAUAACCACAAAUUCACGUGAUAUUUUUAAACUCUUUUAGAGUAUGAAAGAAGUUCUCAAAUUGAUCUUGAAGACUCUUUUGAGUGGAGAGAACUUUCUAUUCCCAAUCCGAAAAAAAGUCAAAGAAAGGUUACGCUGCAAAAAUUAAAAUGCCUUGAACAUAACCUAAAUUCUCAUGGGAUUCCGGAAGCUUUAUAGAACGUACAAUAAGUUCACAAAUUGAUCUGCAAAGCCCCUUUGAGUGUAGAGGACUCAAAAAUGUUCUAUUCCCAAUAAGAGAAGUUCAAUAUUGUAGGUUAUGCUGCUAGGAGUAAAAUGCUUCGAACAUAACCUAAAUUCUCAUGGGAUUCCAUUUAAUAAAACACGUAACAAGUUCGGGAAUUGAUCUGGAAGGCACUUUUGAGUGUAGAAGACUCAAAAAUGUUCUAUUCCCAAUCCAAGAAGAAGGUCAACAUUCAGUGUUAUGCUGUAAGGAGUAAAAUACUUCGAACAUAACCUAAAUUCUCAUGACACUUCGGGACAUUUAUAAUGCAAAUUUCGUAAAUUGAUCUGCAUCGCUCUUUUGAGUAUAGAAAAGUCAAAAAUGUUCUAUUCCCAAUCCAAGAAGAAGGUCAAUAUACUGGGUUGUGCUGCAAAUAGUAAAAUACUGCACAUAACCUAAAUUCUGAUAUGAUUACUUUUUAUAAAACACGUAAUAAGUUCGGGAAUUGAUCUGCAAGGCUCUUUUGAGUAUAGAAAACUCAAAAAAUUUCUGUUUUCAAUACGAGAAGAUCAAAAUUCUGAGUUAUGCUGCACAGAGAGAAAUACUUUAAACAUAACCUAAAUUCUCAUGGGAUUCCGGAAUAUUUAUAAAGCAUAUAAUAAGUUCGCAAAUUGAUCUGCAAAGCUCUUUUGAGUAUAGAAAACUUAAAAAUGUCUUCCAUAUUUAUUUUCCAUCUAAGAAGAAAGUCAUCUUUCUUGGUUAUCCUGCGAAGAGAAAAGUGUUUUCAACCUAACCUAAUUUUUCAUAGGCUUCCAGUGCUUUUUGUAGCGUAUAACAUGAUAGCAAAUUAUUCUACAAAACUCUUUUGAGUGUAGAAAAUUCAAAAAUGUGCUAUUCCCAAUUUAAGAAGAAGGUCAUCAUUCUUAUGGUUAUGUCGCAAAGUGCGAAAUUCUUUGAACAUAACCACAAUUUAGAAUAGCAUUACUGAAAUUCCAUGAAAGAUAAAAUUUUUCCCAAGCUUAUCUUCAAAUGUUUCCAGGGUUCUUCUUAGACAGAGGUUACACAAAAACGUAUAAUAGGGCUCCGAUUUUUUAUUCAGUAAAAAAGAAUAUUCUUGAAUUUGAAGUUAUGCAAGAAAUAACCUCAAAAUAGAAGUUCAUCCUGUACCUUAAAAUCUAUGAGUUUAAUUUGUAAUUUUCUCAAGGGCCUAAUGUUGGUUCUUGGUUAGCAAAUUGAGGUUAUGCUGAGUACAACCCUAUAAAAAGAAAACUAUUACAAAUUUGUUAGGAACAAAUUGUAGAAUCUUCCAAAAAGCGGGGUUUAUCUUCAUAAUAACCUCAAUUAUUAUUUCAAAUGGUUCUAUUUGUGUAUCAAGUGUCUCAAAUAGAUAAAAUUUGAGGAAAUAAUUUGCUAAGAGUCCUUAUGUUUGCUAUAACCUCGUAUUGCAAGCUAACAUUUUUUUAUAACAAUUAAUUAAUAACAAUUGGACUCAUUAUAAAAAUCUAACCUCAAAAAGGACAAUGCAAAAGCUACAAUUGUAACAGUAAAGAGCUGGAAAAUUCGUGUUUUCAAAUAGAAACUUUUAAAAAGAGAAAAACAGAAGACAUGAGAUCUUGGUUAAAUUGUUUUUAGGUUAGACCUGAACUUAACCUCAAAAAUCAGUAUAAGGUGGUGGCAUAAUUUGUGGCCUGUCUUUAGUUAUGGCCUCAUCGCAAUUGUUGUCAGAAAAUGAUUCCAAAAACCAACAAAAAAUGUGAUGUAUUAUCAUAAGACAUGAAAUAUUUUUAAUUUUGGAGAUUUCGAAAACAUUUUGUGACAUUGUAGUGUUUUUUACAAGCAGGCCAAAUAGGCAAAGGCUAGAAAUAAUUCCGCCACCCUAUGUAAACGCUUAACUUAAUGUUCAAAGUCCAAGAAACUUUUACAGUGAAGCCUUUUGAGGUGACAAUUCACAAGUUUCGCCACACUUAACACUUUUCUUAAGGUUAUGUCGUUUUGAGGUUAUGUCUUAACGAAACGUUAUUGUCAAACAUAACCUCUUUUUUAAUUCAAUGGACUUUGUCCAGGAAAGUGUCAUGAAAAAUGGAGAUUAGCCUUGUUAUAGCAAAUUGCAUCGUGAAUUUUAAUUUUUAAGGUUAAAAUCGUAAAGUUGCCUAUCCCCGUUAACUUUAGUAAUUGUAAAACCAUUUAUAGUAAUCACUUAUGACAAAGAAAAUUUUUCUAUUAAGUAGAAAUUUGAGAAGGAAGAAUAUUUGCUAAUUUUUCAUUAAUAGUUGAUUAAUUCGUGGUUUUUCUUUUUAUACAAAAUCCCCUGAAUUAUUCGAUUAAACUUUGAAAAACCUUCCCGAGCAGUAAAGAAAACAAAAACAGUUAAAAACGGUGAAACUUUUUCAAGAGACGAAUUUUUUGAAUGAAAGAAAGAAAUAAUUACUAAAAAAAAUAAUCACAUUGUUGUGUAUCCACCUCCAUCCACAAAAUUCCUUACAACAAUAAUAAAAUAAUUAAUAAAUAAUAUAAUUAAAAAAUAUUUAAUAAACAAAAUGAAUAGGAAUGAAUAUUACCACUGAAGAAAUGUUCUUAUAAAUGUGACUGGAUCAUUGGAGAAUUGUGCUAAUUUUUAUCGGGUUGGAAUUUUGCCUUUUGAACGCUACUUUGAGGAUGGGUACUUUGCCUCGGAAAGUCCCUUAGUACAUCGAAAUUAUGGUGAUUAUUCUGAGCUGCAAAUAAAUCUGAUGGCAGAGUUUGAAAAGCUAGAAUCCAACCUAUCAAUCGUACAUUAAUUGAUGAUCCAAAAUAUAGAUAAACCUUUAAAAAUAGUUUGAAAAAGAAAGACUUCAUCAGCAAGAAAAGCAAAUGCAAAGAAAACUCCUGGCAUAAACGAAUAAAAUAGCUAAAAAAGAAAAAAACCUAUUUAUGAAGAAAAAAAUUUAGUGAAAUUUGAAACAUUUUAAAAAAUUUAAUAAUUUUACAUUAAUAGCGAAUUAAAUGGGAAAUAAAAUUGAAAGUGCAGUGAGAAGAAAACUCGAGGUUAAUUGAGUAAAAAAAAUCUCUAAAUUAAAAUUGAAAACAUUAAAAAAAGCAGUGAAGAAUAGUGCAUAAAAGAAAACAAUGCAAAAAAAAAUAAGAAAAAUAAAUGUGCAUAAUAUAUAGAAAUAUGAGAAAAAAGCUUUCUUCCAAUUUUACAAUGUAAAUAGAUUUUAAAGUGAAAUAAAAAAAGUAAUAAUUAUAAAAAAAAACUGAAAAAAUGAACGUGAAGAAUGGGGAAAGAUUUAUCAAAUAAGAUGCAUAUACACCAAAGAUGAAAGUGUGAAAAAAAAUAUUAAUAGAAUUAAAUAGAAUACAGGGUGAUGCAUAAAUUGAGAAUAAAUUUAAAUGAAGAAAAAAAAUUAUAAUAUGUAUAUGAAGAAGAUGAAAAAAAAAUCGUACUUAACUAAAGCAAUAUGACUGAGAAAAGAUAAAAAAAAAAAUAAUGAAGAAAAUAUUACGGUGCAGUACCUAAAGAAACAACUAUACCUAUUUAUAAUAAAAAAAAGUGAAGUGAGAGAAUUAAAAAAAAAGUCGUAAGAAUAAAAAAAAACGAAGAAAUAAAACUAAUGAGUCAAAAAGAAA
Phlebotomus papatasi is the source of this 18579-nucleotide messenger RNA. RefSeq names its product ELAV-like protein 4. Gene Ontology annotation, molecular function: RNA binding. The transcript is spliced from 6 exons. Gene Ontology annotation, cellular component: ribonucleoprotein complex. NCBI's taxonomy places the organism in Eukaryota, Metazoa, Arthropoda, Insecta, Diptera, Psychodidae. The record is from RefSeq and is a predicted model, not a curated record. The coding region runs from base 437 to 1474 and encodes 345 amino acids.